Elaeis guineensis (African oil palm) is the source of this 5502-nucleotide messenger RNA. Its product is annotated as ATP-dependent RNA helicase DEAH12, chloroplastic. Lineage: Eukaryota; Viridiplantae; Streptophyta; Magnoliopsida; Arecales; Arecaceae. The record is from RefSeq and is a predicted model, not a curated record. Gene Ontology annotation, molecular function: helicase activity; zinc ion binding; RNA binding. Gene Ontology annotation, cellular component: intracellular anatomical structure.
CCCUCCGGCCAGGAGAGUCGCACCGAGGCUAAAAAGUCGCACCGUUUGUUUCCUGCUUUCCACCAUUUCUCCCACUUCGUGGUCUCUCUCUCUUUUGGCAUCCGUCCGUCCGUCCGUCCGUCUUCCCCGAAACCCCGAGAGAAUUUCUAGGGUUCCGAACUGCGCCCGAUCAGCCGGGCGGAUGAGGAGGGGCGGCUACCCCGAUCGUUGCCUGGGGCGGCCGCCGUUCCGGCCGGAGAGACCGCUUUUCCGGCAAGAACGGCUGCCCUUCCGCCCCCAACCUCAGGCCUACCAUAGGCACUGGCAACAGCCGCCGGCGCCUCGGCCCCGCUUCGUCGUUGUCCUAGUCUGUUCCCCUUCCACCCAGAAAGGCCUCUCCUCGUCGUACAUCCGCGACCUCCUCGUCUCCUGCCCUUCCACGCCAGAGAACUUCUUCUACUCCCAGGGCGCCGUCGUCGGAAAGUUCAUAUUUCGGUGCUGGGCCGAUGCCCUCGAGGCCAGCGUCUACCUCUGGGGCCGCCGACUGGACGGCGCCCACCACCUGACCGCCAAAAUCGAGUCCUCCACCGGUCUCCUCCCAUCUCUAAAGGCCGAGGAGGAGAGCCGCCUCAGGGCCCUCUUCACCGGUCACAUCCGGGGCCUUCUCGAGUGCGAGGCGGUCCGGCGGUGUGAAGGGAAGAUCGAGCAGGUGGAGCAUGAAAUCAAGAAAGUGUCGGGGAAGCUCACGAAGCCGAUUCGGCUGGCCACCAUUGGGAAGAUUCAGGACACUAGGAAGAGUCUGGAGGCAGAGAAGGAGCAGUUGGAGAGCAGGUUGAAGGAGUUCAGGGCCGCCAUGGAGUGUCUUAUUGCUUACCUCAGUGAGCAGCAGGAGGUCUGUGAGGAGGAGGAGGGGAAAGUCGAGAUUUUUAAGCUUCAAGGUGAAUUGGAUUGGAGCAGGAUCCACCAUUUGAUGGAAAGGGAAUGCCGCCGGUUCGAGGAUGGGUUGCCCCUCUAUGCUUGCAGAAGGAAAAUUCUUAGCCACAUAUUCUCCAAUCAGGUUUUGGUUUUGAUUGGGGAGACUGGUUCUGGAAAGAGUACCCAGUUGGUCCAAUAUCUUGCCGAUGCAGGACUAGCUGCUGAUGGAUCAAUUUUGUGUACUCAGCCUCGAAAAAUUGCAGCGAUAUCUUUGGCACAAAGGGUUGGGGAGGAAAGCAAUGGGUGCUAUGCAGACAAUUUCGUGAUUUCUCAUCCCACCUAUUCAUCCUUUCAGAAAUUCAAUUCUCGGUUAAUAUUUAUGACUGACCAUUGUCUCCUGCAACAUUGCAUGAAUGAUAUGAGUUUGUCUGGUAUAUCAUAUAUCAUUGUAGAUGAAGCUCAUGAAAGAAGCUUGAACACUGAUCUUCUUUUGGCAUUGAUUAAGAAGAAACUACUUGAGAGAUUAGAUCUACGGCUUAUAAUAAUGUCCGCGACUGCUGAUGCAGGCAAACUUGCAGAAUAUUUCUAUGGUUGCUACACCUUGUAUGUCAAGGGGAGAAACUUUCCUGUUGAAAUAAAAUAUAUUCCUGAUAUAUCUGCCCCCACUAUCUGUACCACCACUUUGACGCACACUUCUGGUAUUUAUGCUUCCUAUGUUGGUGAUGUAAUAAAGAUGGUGCGCAUAAUUCACAAGACGGAGACAGAUGGUUCCAUCCUUGCAUUUCUAACUUCUCAAAUGGAAGUAGAAUGGGCUUGUGAGAAUUUUCAUGAUCCCUCUGCAGUGGUGCUGCCGAUGCAUGGGAAACUUUCUUAUGAGGAACAAAGUCGUGUUUUCCAAAAAUACCCAGGAAAGAGAAAAGUUAUUUUUUCCACUAAUGUAGCUGAGACUUCUCUUACCAUCCAAGAUGUUAAGUAUGUGGUUGACUCUGGCAUGGUGAAGGAGAGCAGGUAUGAGCCUGGCAAUGGCAUGAACGUGCUCAAGGUUGGCAGGAUAAGUCAAAGUUCUGCUAGUCAACGAGCAGGUCGUGCAGGUCGAACAGCACCGGGCAAGUGUUACAGGCUUUACUCAGAAUGUGAUUUCUAUUCAAUGAAAACGCAUCCGGAACCUGAAAUUCGCAAGGUUCACCUUGGAAUUGCUGUUCUGAGAAUUCUUGCUUUGGGCAUUAAGAACGUGCAGGAUUUUGAGUUUGUUGAUGCUCCCAGUCCGCAGGCAAUUGACAUAGCUAUGCAGAAUCUUGUCCAGUUGGGUGCUGUUACCAACAAUGCUGAUGUCUUUAAACUUACUGAUACUGGCUGGUCUUUAGUGAAAUUGGGUAUUGAACCACGGCUGGGGAAAAUUAUUCUUGAUUGCUUUGGCCGUGGUUUGAGAAAGGAGGGCCUUGUUCUUGCUGCUGUAAUGGCAAAUGCUAGCAGCAUAUUUUGUAGAGUUGGCAGUGACGAGGAUAAAUAUAAAGCAGACCGUCUUAAAGUUCCAUUCUGCCACCGUUAUGGGGACCUUUUCACACUGCUCUCUGUUUACAAGAAAUGGGAAGAUAAACGUGAAAAUAAGAAUAAGUGGUGUUGGCAGAAUAGCAUCAAUGCUAAGUCAAUGAGAAGGUGUCAGGAGACUGUAGUGGAAUUGGAAAAUUGUCUUCAACAUGAACUCAACAUUAUCAUUCCAAAUUACUGGUUAUGGGAUCCAGAUAAGCCCAAUUUGCAUGAUCAAAUAUUGAAGAAGAUUAUACUUUCAUCCCUUGCAGAGAAUGUAGCUAUGUUUUCUGGAUGUGAUCGAGUUGGUUAUGAAGUGGCUCUGACAGGUCAACUUGUGCAACUUCAUCCAUCGAGUUCAUUGCUCAUGUUUAGCCAGAAACCAAACUGGGUAGUUUUUGGGGAAAUUUUAUCAAUAUCAAAUCAAUAUUUGGUUUGUGUAACUGCAGUGGACUCUGAAAGCUUGUGUGUGAUCCAGCCUCCUCUGUUUGAUAUUCAACAGUUGGAGAGCCGGAGGAUGCAGAUGAAUGUGAUCCCUGGAGUUGGCAGUAAUCUGCUUAAAAGGUUUUGUGGCAAACACAAUCAAAACCUACAGAGGAUUAUUUCGCAUAUCCAGAAAGUUUGCAUGGAUGACCGUAUUGGUAUUGAUGUUGACUUCGGAAAAAGUGAAAUUCAGGUAUUUGCAUCACCAAAAGAUAUGGAGAAGGCUUGUUGCAUCGUCAAUGAUGCCUUGGAGUAUGAAACAAAAUGGUUGAGGGAUGAGUGUGUUGAGAAAUACUUAUUUCCUGGCAGGCCUGGUAGUUCUCUCCCAGUGGCACUGUUUGGCUCAGGUGCUGAAAUUAAGCAUCUAGAACUUGAAAAGAGACAUCUAACUGUGGAAAUAUCCCAUCCAAAUGCUCAUGCUGUAGAUGAUAAGGAAGUUCUUUUGAUGGUUGACCAAUGUGUGUCUGGAAUAGCUAACUAUCAUAAAUAUGCAGGAAAUGGACCAGAGGGAACAGAUAAAUGGGGCAAGAUAACAUUUCUUAGUCCUGCGGCUGCAGAAAAUGCUGUUGCCAAGCUGAAUGAGGUAGAGUUUCAUGGUUCCCUGUUGAAAGCUCUUCCUGUAAGGGCAGUUGACAAUAAGCUGCUUCCAUUUUCUGCAGUUAGAGCCAGAGUUUGUUGGCCUCGGAGGCCAAGCAAAGGAGCUGCACUUAUUACAUGUGCUGGAGGAGAGGCUGAAUUUAUUGUCAGAGACUGCUUUGCGUUGGUGGUUGGAGGUAGGUAUGUUAACUGUCAGGUCAGCACAAAAUACAAAAAUUGUGUAUUUGUAACAGGACUGCCAAGAGAUGUAUCAGAAACAGAAUUAUAUGAUGCUUUUUUAAGUUCAACAGAGAGGAAAAUCCUUGACAUUCACUUGUUGAGAGGAGAACCAAUACCCAACCCCCCAGGUGCUACUUGUAGAGAAGCACUUGUUAGAGAAAUUUCUGCUUUUAUGCCUAAAAAGAAUUUUCGUGACCAUAGUUUCCAGAUUGAAGUGUUCAACCCGGAACCAAAGGAUUAUAUGAUGAAAGCUAUAAUCACAUUUGAUGGCGGCCUUCACCUUGAGGCAGCAAAGGCUUUGGAUCACAUCCAGGGGAAGGUACUACCUGGUUGUCUCUCAUGGCAGAAGAUACGGUGCGAACAUGUGUUUCACAGCCAUCUAUCUUGUCCAGCUCGUGUCUAUUUUGUCAUUAAGAAACAACUGGAUUCUUUACUUGAAAGCUUCCAGCAGCAGAAGGGUGUAUCCUAUAAUCUGGAAAAGAAUGAUAAUGGUUCUUGUCGAGUGAAGAUAUCUGCCAAUGCCACAAAAACUAUCGCAGAUUUGAGGAGGCCUCUCGAGCAGUUGAUGAAAGGCAAGACCAUAAGCCAUCCAAGCCUCACUCCAACCGUGCUUCAGUUACUCUUCUCCCGGGAUGGAGUGGCCCUCUUGAAAGCUGUGGAGCGGAAGUCUGGAACUUACAUUCUGUAUGACCGGCAGAACCUAAAUGUUAAAGUGUUUGGACCUCCGAAGGAGGUUGCUGCAGCUGAGCAGAAUUUGGUGCAAUCACUGCUAUCCCUCCACGAGGACAGGCAACUCGAAAUCCGUCUCCGGGGUCGCAACAUCCCCCCAAACUUGAUGAAAGAAGUGGUUCAGAGAUUUGGACCAGAUCUUCAGGGGCUGAAGGAAAUGGUGCCUGGGGCCGAGCUGACCCUCAACACCCGAUCCCAUAUAAUCAAUGUUCGAGGAAACAACGAGCUGAAGCGAAGGGUGGAAGAGGUGAUCUCUGAGGUGGCACUAUCUGUUGAUCAUGCUUGGAUGAUCAAGCAGCCGUCGGGAACCUCUUGCCCCAUUUGCCUGUGCGAGCUGGAGGAGCCUUACAGGCUUGAAGCCUGUGGGCAUGAUUUCUGUCGGAGCUGCUUGGUUGAUCAAUUGGAGUCCACCAUCAGGUCCAGAGAUAGCUUCCCUAUCGGUUGCACCAAGGAGGGUUGCAAUGAGCUCAUCCUGCUCGUGGACCUGCGGUCUCUUCUGCCGUCUGAAAAGAUGGAAGAGCUCUUCAGGGCCUCUUUAGGUGCCUUCGUGGCUUCCAGGGGCGGGGCCUACCGCUUCUGCCCCUCACCCGAUUGCCCGUCUGUGUAUCAGGUUGCCCCCAAGGAUGCAGAGGCUGGACAUUUUGUUUGUGGGGCUUGCUCGGUGGAGACAUGCACCAAGUGCCAUCUUGAGUACCAUCCUUUCAUAUCUUGUGAGAGAUACAAGGAGUACAAGGAGGACCCGGACCUGUCGCUAGUGGAGUGGCGCAAGGGGAAGGAGUACAUAAAGGACUGCCCCGCCUGUGGUUACACAAUUGAGAAGAUCGAUGGUUGCAACCACAUCGAGUGCAAGUGUGGGAGACACAUUUGUUGGGUGUGCUUGGAGUUCUUCAGAAGCAGUGAUGAGUGCUAUGGUCAUCUUAGGUCUGAGCACCAGUACUACUGAUCUAAUGAACAAAUGCAGCGUAAAUAUAUCUGUAAAUCUGUAUAUAUGUCCGUGCAUAAUAUAGAAAUACUUCAUCUCGCUGAAGCCAUCAUUGACCAUCUGUUCUCGUA